This is a messenger RNA of Meloidogyne enterolobii, 1878 nucleotides long. The record is from the annotation of a GenBank genome assembly. Lineage: Eukaryota; Metazoa; Nematoda; Chromadorea; Rhabditida; Meloidogynidae.
AUGCAAAUAUCAGAAUAUAAAUUUAUUUCCGAAAUUUUUUUGGCUUUCAACGGUGAACCUUGCACUUUUACUUCUUUAAAAACAUCGCAAUUAGAAUUUAGACCAAAUGAGAAGUUUAUUAAUGAAAAUAUUCCUUUGGAUAUUAAAUUUGAGGUUUUAAAGAUUGUAGAAUUAUCUACUUAUGUUAGAUUCAUAGAGUGCUUCAGGAAUUGUGACUUAUCUAAAGCUGAAUAUAAUGUGAACGAAUCUCCUGGUUGUAAUAAACAAACUUCGGAAGAAUGUCAUCCAAUAAAGAGGACUAUUGCCGAAUCUAUUUUUGAUGAUUAUGGACAAUAUCAAAAUAUUAUUGGCAAGAUGCGUGCUGAGCAUAUUUCUUUGCGCGUAACCAGAAAACUUAGUGAAAUACUAAUAUUUGCUCACAUUUGGUGUAAACGUCUACGAUUUGUCAGAUCUUUAUUUUCAUUGAUCGGAUCAAAUGAUGGAAUCCAGCUUAUUAAUCUAUUUUACCAAAAAACUACUUUUUUAUGCCAUUUGGAUUGGGAAUAUGGACUUUUAAUGAAUGCAAUUGUUCGAUCUUCUAAUGAAUUUAAUAACAUUUGUUCAAAAUGGCUUCUUGAUGCAUAUUUUUCUGAACAAACUAUUUGGAUGAUUAAGGUUGGAGGAAAACCUAUUAAACCUUCUCCUGCACGUUCCACAAGUACUUUGGAUGCUUCCAUUACUUCCUUCCAAAGCAUCGAAUUUGAUUUAUCACAACAAGCAAUGAACAAAUUGGAUGUUGCUAAAGAUGAUUUUUCCAAGGAAUUGUCACUUCCCGUUGUAAUUCAAAAUGAGAACGUCCUAGAGUCGUUUAAUAACUCCAGAGAGCUAAUUGAAAAGAUAAUUGAUAUUGGAAGGAAAGUGCAUUUUUUGAAAGUUCUCCGCUCAACUCGCUUCUAUGAAUUUGCUCGAGAAGAAAGAUUGGAAAUAAUUCAACGUUACUUAAUUUCUGCCAUUUGGCAUGACCCUCCACAUCGCGCUUCACUUUCCAUUGUGCUUCAUAAACUAGACGAUAUAAUUUGUGACGAUAUGCGUAUAGAACUUAUUCGGAAUCAUAGAAUGGUUGAUCAUUUGGUGUUGGUACAUGCUUAUUUUUUUAUGCUUCGUGGAGAUUUGUUUGCCGAACUUGAGCGAUUAAUUCUUGUCUCUUUUGGUGAUUCAACAGUUUGUUAUAAAACGCCAAAAUCUGUACGAAAUCGGUUAACUUCAAAAAUGAAGAUGAUUGAAGAUAUAUUAAAUAAUGCUUUAAAAUUAUGUUCACCACCAAAAAAUAUAGCUGAUCUUAUUGUACUUCUCUCUUCAGAAAGAUGUCGUGACCGUUCAAAGACUUUAUUAGAAUUAUUUGGUUUAAGCUAUAGUAGCAAUUUAAAGAAAAAAUUUUCUGAUGAUUCCACUCUAGCUAGUCCAAUGGCUGAAUUUUUUUCAAAACAAGUAAUGAAAAUUUACAAAAAAGUGUUUAACAUUAUGCUUCGAUUCUAUCUAGACGAGACUACUUAUCGUUUUACAAAUAUUUUCAGGAAAACAAGACGCCUUAAAGCUAACAUUCAACCCUCUCCUCUUCAAAUCUUUGCUAUAUUACAUAAAUUGAGGAUAUUUCUUGCUCGUUUAGGCAAUUAUAUUUUUGACGAAGUAUUAAUUCUUCAAAGUACUUCAAUUCUAAAAAUUGUUCAAUCAAGCCAAGACCCUUACAAUUUAUUAAAUCGUCACAAAAAUCUUUUAAAUGAAGUAAUGCGUGCAUUAUUCAUCUAUCCUGAUGCAGCACCAAUUUAUAAUAUUUUUAUGCAAUCUCUUCAUGAUGGACGUUCUCUUUUACUUGAAAGUAAGUAUUUAGAAAGUGAUUAA